AUGAAACUAGAAUUGGAUAACCAGAAAGAAAGCACCGAUUAUGAAGAGGGUAGGGAAUUGGAGCAUUCCUCAAGCAAUACACCAGUACUCGAAUUUCGAGAACCAGAACCAAUAGAGCUAGAGAACGCAAUUCUUCCUUUAACUCGCAAAGAGCGAAGGAUCAACCUCUUACACUGUUGCAUCAUCUCACUAACGGGUCUUCCCUUGGGCUGGGAUGUUGGAACUACAGGGCAUAUUGUGAGUCUGAAAGUCUUUUCUGAUAUUUUCCUUAACUCGGCUACGUCGGUGAUUGUGGUUGGCACCAUUGUCUCUAUUUUGAAUUUGGGUUGUAUAGUCGGAGCGAUGACAAUAGGGCGAAGGGCCAAUUCGAUUGGAAUGAAGUUGAGCAUUUGGAUAUCACUGCUUGUGUACAUGCUCGGAACUGGUAUUGAGUUCUUGUCUUUCAAUUUAAAAACAAGUUGGUGGAUCUAUGCCCUUGGCAGACUUCUUUGUGGGGUAUUUAUUGGCGUCCUAGGGGUUGUUGGACCAACUUACAUUGGAAACAUAGUCAAGGUCCCAAAUGCGAAAAGAAAGUGUAUCUCUUGGCACCAGAUCAGCUGCUGCUUUGGAAUAGUGUUGGGAAAUGUGAUGAUUCUUGCAUUCCGAGAAAAAUCUCAGCUACUAAAUAUUAUUGGACUGACAAAGUCUCUUAUCUGCUUACUAGUCAGUGCCAUAGUAAUAGUAGUACCAGAGAGCAAACUGAAGAGAAGAACAAUUCGAGAUGGUGAGGUCCUGGAGCAUAAAAAUGUUGAGAUAUUUCAAGCCAAGUUCAUGAUCUCAACUGUUUGGAAGACAUUCCCCAGCAAGCAUUUAGUUGAUAACUUAAAAUGCUGCUCUAUUAUGGUGUUGCAACAGUUAUCAGGCAUAAACUUCUUUUUCUAUUACGUUGGAAUCAUUUUCACGGGGAUUUCACCUAUGAUUCCUACAAUACUACUUGGAGUAAUCAACUUCGCAACAUCCUUCGUUUCUGGUUCUAUUUUUGAAAAGAUAGGAACGAGAAGAAGCUUGUUUAUAGGUUCAAUUGGGAUGUCAAUUUGUAUGAUUUUAUUUGCAACAGUGGGAUUAUUUGGAGUGAAACACAAAUUGGACUUCGAGGGAUUUCUUGUUGUCGUGGUUGGUACCUACGUUAUACUUUUUGCAACUAGUUGGGGCCCAGGUUCAAGUGUGAUGGUAAAUGAGAUUAGUGUCACGAGCGAGUCAAUGGCUAUUGCCAUAUGCUCCAAUUGGUCUGCCAACUUCGUCGUUGCUAUCUCUACUCCGGUUCUUAGUUCCAAGAUUACUUUUGGGUUAGGCUAUAUUUUUGCAUUCUUCCUACUUGUCAGUGCUGCUUUAGUCGAUUUUUGGUAUUAA
Dujonia railenensis is the source of this 1389-nucleotide messenger RNA. The record is from the annotation of a GenBank genome assembly. NCBI's taxonomy places the organism in Eukaryota, Fungi, Ascomycota, Pichiomycetes, Serinales, Debaryomycetaceae.